Owenia fusiformis is the source of this 3343-nucleotide messenger RNA. Lineage: Eukaryota; Metazoa; Annelida; Polychaeta; Sabellida; Oweniidae. The record is from the annotation of a GenBank genome assembly.
AGACUAACACUGCACGGGAGUAUGCAGUCUUGGUUUUAGUGUAAAACACAAUAUUGUUGCGCAUUGAAGGACUGUGCUAAUGGAAAUAAUUAGGCAGACAAACAAGCAUGGACUAUGUAGAGGAGGUUGCCGUGUUGCUUGGGGCAUUUUCAUUACUUGAAUACAAGCAUGGAGCAGAUGAGUUGAAAGUCCUGAGAAAAGAUGAAUGUAGUGAAGCAGUUGAAAUCCUCAGUUGUGCAAUUGAUGAAAUACUUGGAGGGCUCAAUAAGAUUCCUGACAAUAAUCACAUUGCAGAAUGGAAACAGAAGGUGACUUCACUACUGCUGCAUGGUCUACUACAGUGUCAUAGAUGUAACUGUAGCUGUACAACCCCUGUACUAGCAGAGGAGGAGACUAGCUAUGACAGGAUUGCAUCAGCUCUACCAUCAUUCAGUUGUCAUCUUUAUUUCAACAUUAUUGAACAGCUCAGCUUUACACCUGAACUGUGGAAGGCUGUUGCUAUGGUAGAUCCUGUCCACAUCCAAUGGUUGGCUCUGUGUAUUCUCCAACACAUUAACCAACAAACAAACCCCAAGGAUUUACAACUCUUCGCUGACUUUUGUGAAUUCCUGACUGACUGUCCCAGUGCUAUCCUCUGUAAUGACACUACUGAGCUGAACAAUCCUAACAGAAGUGAAGAUCAGGAUGAGUUUCAAGCUGAUUAUCAUGAAGAAAUUCAGGAACUGUUCUGUGAUAUUUUAAGAAGAAAUAUGCUACACUUCACAAGUGAUUCCCAGAAAAAAUCCAUAUUUGGAAGUAUGAUGCAGUUAACUAGUGGUGUCUAUUUAGAAAAAUUUUCUAUUGACGAACAUAUACUGAAUUUUAGUUCAGACGAUUCAACAUGUCAUAGAAGACAAUUCAACCCGAGACAGUGUAAGAAUAAUCAACAUUUUCAAAAUAGCAUCUUAUCUAUACUUGCGUCAUAUAUAAGCCACGAUGAUUGGACAAAAUCAAUAAAGCGGUUCUUCAAAAUAUUCACAAAUUUCCAAAGUUGCCUAAUGACCAAGCAUGAAGCAAAUGGAGCGGGAAAUCUCAAUGAAACAGCAAGAGAUCUUUGUGGCUUCACCUACAAGCUAUAUUUGUGUGAGGCAACACUGCGAGAGAACAAUAAAUUUUUACCAUCACAAAAUGAUACAUCAGGGGCUUAUGAUUCAGUGAAUCUUGAACAGGAACAAGUUUUAGCAUUUCUUGACGGUCUGCAGUUGAAGGAAUUGCUUGAUCUUCAAAGGGAAAUAGAAAUAGAGCAGAGGAAAAGAGUGUAUAGCUUAGAGAUUGCAAUUCGUGAACUUGCUGAGAAGUCUGAACACCAUCAAGACUACCUGGACUGGCUAUUAAGACAAAGAGGGCACAUUGUUGAGGAUGAAAGGUAUGUGAAGUGUCUCUUGGAGAAUAUAUGCCUGUUAGCUAGUGAGGACAGGUUCUAUGCACUAUUAGAUGUGCUCAUGGAGACUGCAAAAGACGACACAGCAGCUUUGCUAAAGGAGGUGUGUUUGGUUGUAUUGAGAGAACUUCCACUGACAACACAGAACCAUCUCCAUGGAAACCUGCCUGAGAAAUACACUACACUGUUGGCCAAAUGUAUGGAUGAACCCUUCCAACAGCAAGUUAUCCAGGUGCUAAAUCAGCUGGUGAAUAAUGCUGAGGAAAUAGAAGAAAGUGUGAGGGGGCUUUCUCCAUUGGCUUUACAAUGCCCAGCAGAUGUUGUUAACAUGGCAUUGAGUGAGAGCAUCACAAACAGUGGACAGAAUGGGAUUAUAGUUGAGGUAUUUCGUAUGCUACCAAACAUAUGUAUCACGUUAAAGAAGAACAAGCCACGCAUUGGUAGAAUCCUGCAUGAUGUCAUCUCCAAGAAGAAAAAAUUCUCCUGUACAGAGGUGCAAAAUUUGCUUGACCUGAUAAGAGGAUUACUGGAAAACUUUAUGUAUGAUAGCGCCACAAUGUCUUUGUUGAAUCCCAGUGAAUUUAUCAAAUUAUGCAUUGUUGAGCAUUUGUCAUGGGGAACUGUUAAUGAUGGCAAUACGUUGAAGAAUUCUUAUCUAGAGUUAGCCUUGAAGAUGCUACUGGUUGCCAUAGAGACCAAUUGUGAGUCAGAUCUCACCCCAGUCGAUGUUCACACUGGAAAUGAUCCCAGCGUAGCACGGAAAACACAUUGGAUAUUUACCAUUGAUCUUAUUCCAUUGCUACAAACCCUUUGUGGACUGCUAGAUGGCUGUAGGUUUUUGUGGUUUGAACCCUCUGAGGAUAGUGAUGCAGACAAUACAGAAGACUUGGGGUCAAGGGUCAUCGUGAAAACACUCACAAUUGAGAUUAUUGAAAGGAUUUGUCAAAUUGUUGAACUGCACCCUUCUGAAACAUCAGAAAAGUCCUUGAUGUGGCUGUACAACUGUAUUAGGGACUUUGACUGGAGCACAAGACUUCAUCUCCACAAACUGUUCAGCACAUCACCACAUACAAUGACUGUCCCAGGGAACUUGGCUGAUUAUUGUACAUGUACAACAGAUGACUCUAGAUGGGCACUGGAUACACAUGAUAAAACAGAUGGUUUGCUAGUGAUGCUGCAGGUGGGUAGCAACAAUGAUGUUAUGAUGAACACUGUACUCGAUGAUCUCAUGGAAGGGGAAAUACUUGAAAAAGAUGGUCAACUCUAUGGAAAUUUGGUUCUUGCCCUUGCUCAGCUACUUCCACAAUGCAUUCAGUCAGAAUUACAAAGGAUGAUGCGUAUAGUACAGCAAAUCAUUAAAAGAUGUCCUUCCAGUUUCAAGUACAGAACAUUGUACACCAACAACCUACCCCUUGAUGUACUACAUGAAGAUUGUCUAGAAGGUUUGAUGGUAUGCCAGGUUCUAUGUGACACCUUGUAUCUAUUGAAGCACACAUUGUGGAUGUCUGACAAAAUAUGGAACCAUGUGGCAAAGUCUUUCUCACUUACUAUGCAGAAUGUGCUGUCCAACUGUACGGUAACCAAGAGAACCGGCUACAUGGAACAUCAAAUGUUCUGUCAUACAUGUUCCGCUGUACCAUUACUACCCGAGCUGGCCCAGGAACAUGUAUAUCUACUACUCAUGGACUUAUUGAGUAAUUAUUUGCAGUAUAAGGCUAGGAACAAUAUUAACUAUCACAUGCAGUGUUGUAUUGAGACACUCCCCAAAUCUCAGUACAAAGACAAUUUAAUGAAACAAUGGAACUGUUAACAUUAUGCAAAUAUGAUUCUUCAGAAUUUAAUUGUUAGUGUUUUGAUGAAAAAAAUCUCUGUACUAUCUGUCGGUUGUGACAUCAUGAAUGUUACUGAUUUCUGAUAUUUUCU